Molecule: messenger RNA, 293 nt
Organism: Trichomonas vaginalis G3
Lineage: Eukaryota; Parabasalia; Trichomonadida; Trichomonadidae
Product: protein of unknown function, DUF4107 family
Exons: 1
Source: RefSeq, a predicted model, not a curated record
AUGGUAGCUUGGGCAGCUUUAGGCGCAAUGGGAACAAAAGCAUUAGCAUUUGGAGCAAAAGCACUUGGAGCUUAUGACGCAGUAAAUAAAAUGAGUGGAGGAAGAGUUUCGAAGACAUUAGAUGCAAAUAAAGGAAAGAUUGGAGGCUGGGUUGCAAAGAAGUUAAGAUUAAAUAAAAUAGGACUCAUAAAUAAAGCAUCCAAUUUGGUUGCGACUGAGUCAGAAAAUGCUUUAGGAAAGGACGAUGAGUUUGCAAAACACGCAAAAGACUUUAAUGACCAGAUGAAAGGUGA